CAACUUUACUCUCAUUUCUUUCUUCUUCGGUGACAACUUCAAUUUUCCUACCUACUAGUUUUGUUUUGUUUCCUUUCUUCAUCUUCUUCAAAUUCUCAACCCCCUGAUUUUCAUACUCAUUCUUCUUCUUUCUACAUACAUGUGCAAAUCAAAAAGAAACACCAAUGUAACACAACCAAUUUCAAUUUCAUCAAGAAGAUCCUAUGAAAACACUCGAUCUUUUCCCAACUCAAAUCCAACAAAUUCUAGUUAUGAAAUCUCUGAUGAAGAUUUCACACGUAGUACAAACAACACUUCAUCUUCAGAAUCAAGAACUUCACGAUCUUCUUUAAAAUCUCUAAGAGAUUCAUUACCAGAAGACUCGUACAUCUAUGAUUUCUCAGAAAUUCGUUCCGCAGCUAACAAUUUCUUAUCCAAACAGUUGUCAUCGUCAUCGUCUUCGUCGUCUUGGAAGUGUUUGAUUAGAGGUAAGGAUGUGAUUAUAUUUCAACGUAAAUUUCAUCGUUCGAUUGAUUCGUCGAAACUUCGGGAACGAUUGACGGCGAUUUGUAAGAGUCAUCAUAUUAGUUUGAUUAAGUUAUUAGGUGCUUCGGUUUCUGGGGAUUAUAUUUAUCUAGUCUAUGAUUUUGUGAAUGGUGGUGGUAAUUUAAGAGAUUGUCUCCGCCGAAACAUUAGGAAUCCAGAAUUUAGUGUAUUGUCUACAUGGAUGUCUAGAAUGCAGAUUGCUGUGGAUGUUGCUCAGGGGAUUGAGUAUAUUCAUCAUUUCUCUGGGUUGAAUUUGUCUUUGGUGCAUAAUCAUAUCAAAAGUAGUAGUGUAAUUGUUAUCGAGCCUUUGUUUAACGCGAAAAUAUGUCAUUUCGGAACAUCCGAACUCUGUGGAGAGAUCAAUGAAAUUCAGGAAAUGGAAUCAAGGUUUGAAUUAGAGCAACAGAAUCAAACCCUGGCUCCGGCGAGGCUAAGAAGAUCGAACAGUGUGAAGUUUUCAGGGACUAAAGGGUAUAUGUCACCAGAAUAUCUCGUAGAUGGAAUAGCAACACAAAAAUCUGAUGUUUAUGCAUUUGGGGUAGUGAUUUUAGAGCUGUUGUCAGGUGAGGAACCAAUAAGGGUUAUAUUUGAUAAAGUAAAUGGGCAGUAUAGAAAUGUUUCAGUGAUUGAAACAGCUAGGGAAGCAGUUGAAUCAGAGGAUUUUGAGAGGAUCCGGAGAUGGAUUGAUAGAAGAUUGAAGGAUUCAUUUCCUGUUGAAAUUGCUGAGAAGUUGGCUUCUGUCGCGUUAGAAUGUGUACAUGAUGAUCCAGAUAAGAGGCCGGAUAUGAGGCGUGUGUCAGGAAAGAUUUCGAAGCUUUAUUUAGAGUCUAUCAAGUGGAAGGAAAAAAUGGCUCCUCCUACGGAUUUUACUGGUCCUCCUAUUGAUUUUACUGGUACUCUUAGAUAAGUUGGCACACCAACUGAAUUCAAACACGGCAAAUCAAAAUUUGAGUCAUGUUCUUGUCGUUGGUUGUUUGUUAUUGAAUUGAUUGAGACACAACUGUAAGCUAACAAAUAUAGAUAACAUUGUAUACUCUUGCUGUUGAUUUUUGAUCAAAGACAAAACAUUUUUGGUUUC
Messenger RNA from Papaver somniferum (opium poppy), 1603 nucleotides. Its product is annotated as lysM domain receptor-like kinase 3. NCBI's taxonomy places the organism in Eukaryota, Viridiplantae, Streptophyta, Magnoliopsida, Ranunculales, Papaveraceae. Gene Ontology annotation, molecular function: ATP binding; protein kinase activity. The record is from RefSeq and is a predicted model, not a curated record. The coding region runs from base 140 to 1432 and encodes 430 amino acids. Gene Ontology annotation, biological process: protein phosphorylation. The transcript has a single exon.